UCUUUUUUUCGGCAAAUACGGAUCGAUUAAAUUUUCCACCAAUGUUUGGAAAUUCCUGCGAAGCUUAUAAUCGAUUUAUAUUUAUAAGCGUGUAAGUAAAUACUACGUAACGCUAAAUUCCGAUACCUGAUCGUAUAAAUACUAGGAAAUCAAUAUAAGAAUUAAUAAAUAUUGAAAAUCACAACUAUCAUUAUUUUUUUUUUUUUUUGUUGAUAAUAUCAGUAUCAUUUUAAUUUAAUUGCAACAUUCUAAUAAAUUGCAAGUUAUUGUCUUAUUGAUCUAUUGUUAUCAAUCUGCUUGCUAAACAUUGUAUCUGAAUCAGCAUCGCUCUCCAUUUUUGGAAAUAAACUGAAUUGAAAACAGAAGAUAGAAAAAUCUCGAUCGAGUUUUUAAAUGUUGCAACGAAAGUGUGGCUGCUUAUGUGAAAACUUAACAUGCUACUUAACAUCAAGCCUUGUUUGUAAUGAACCAACCUAAACCUCGUACAUGUAUCAAUACUUACAAUUGGAAAAAUCAAUUUCAUCUUCAUUAUUCAUUUUAUGAAAACAGGUUUCACAUUUUCUUAAUAAUCUGUGACGUACAAAAAUGGGAAUAAAUAUAACGAAGUCUUGAAAAUAAGCCGCGUUUAAUGAUAUUUGGACACUGAACCAAAUGUGUUCAAAUGAUUUUCAUGUCUCGUUGAAUCUCCAUGUCUGAAUAGCACUGCGAUCGCAAUGCGAUUUAUAUACAAAAAUUGUAAGUGGGAAAGAGAGGUUUAGAGCUCGUGACUUAAAACUGAUAAUCGUUCUCACAUAACCGGUGGUUGAUCAAACGUGUCUCGAUUCAUGCUCUGUGUACAUCCGCCUUUUCUUGUCGCUUUGUUUGAACAACUAGCGAGAUAAUCAUUGGUCAUUGAUGCGAGUUGUCGGAAGCGAAUGAGAGACAAUGUACAACGAUACUGAUCUUAUUAUCUAUUUUCUAGAACGGAAGUACUCGCCAAAUAAAGGGAUCGAAUGGUAUUAUCAAUACCAAAGCUUGUAUCUUCAAUUGAUGGCGGAAAAUCAAGUGGCAGAGAAGGCAGUUUCCGAGACUAGCGAUUGUUCGGGCAAGGUACAGCAUUCUGGGAAUUGUCUAAACGACUUCAUUGCCUCAAUGAAGAUGCCGAAGAAUGGAUAUGACAAACCAUCGGUGAUGGGAGAUCGUGCGAAUGGGAGUGUCCGCGAGUCUUUGAUUUACUCUUGUUCACGUUGUGGAAACGCUUAUACAAGAUCUCACUCAUUGAACAGACAUAUCAAAUUCGAAUGUGGUGUCGAGCCGCAAUUCGAAUGUCCCAUAUGUCACAAGAAAUCGAAGCAUAAACACAACUUGGUUUUACAUAUGAAAACUCACAAUAAAUCUUAAGUACUAUGAUCAGUCAACAUAAAUAUUAACGAAAGUUUUAAACGCCAAUGAUCUCUGAAAUUAUUUGCUGUUAUAUUCGUUGCCAUUUAUUUUGUUUUUUUUCCUUUUUUGUUUUAAUUCGAUAAAAAUUAAAAUUGUAGUGAAGAAGGUACAUAUGUGACAAAGUAAAGAGAACGUAAGAUAGAUGAAAUAUAGGUAAAAUUUAUGAAAAUUAAAUUAAUAAAUUCUUAUUGUACAUGUAUAUACAAAAAUGUAUAUAGAAAUAAUAGAAGGGAAAAAGUUCGUCUGAGUAUACGUGUAUAGAAAAAAGGCUCGCCUAUGCGUGGAUAUCAACGAAUACUCAUAAUUGUAUAAUAACGAAAAUAAAUAUUUUACAUUUACGAAAAGUUACAAUACUUAUAAAAGCAUUAUGUAUCUUCCUGUAUUACCAACUAUCGUAUCAUUAAAACGAAUAGGAAUUAUAAGGAUAUAUGAAGACCAUUCUGUUAUAAAUAUUCAUUUUAUAAAUAUUUUUAAUUGUAUUGUUGGGAAACCAUCUUGAGAACCAAUAUAUUCCAUGAUCAAAUUCUUUCUCUAUAAAGAUAUUAAUAAUUGCAUGCCAGAGGUGUCUUGUGAUUUGUCAGAUAGAUUAUUCAUAGUGAACGUAAUUCUGCACGAGCGUGCGAUCUCGGCACAAUUCUCGAAAUUUGACGUUUAUCGAGAGGAAAAGAAAAAAAACAUAUUUGUUUUGCAAUAGCAUGGCUCGAUGUAAGAUUCUCGAACUUAUUAUGAUCCUUUCCCACUAUUAACACUUACGCUCCGGGGCGAUCUGCACGCUACGCUUCUACUGGUGCCGCCUGGGCGAAUCCGUCGAGUUUUACCAAAUAUGUAAACACGAACGUGUAUAUACCUCGUCCUAGCGUUUAUGGAUAGAAACAAGAGCGUGCAGGUGUUAAUAUUAUCUUACCGUAAAAUGCUUGUUCUUCGCUUGCACCGCAAAUGCAAGACAAUUGUUUCAUCGU
Messenger RNA from Frieseomelitta varia, 2381 nucleotides. Its product is annotated as zinc finger protein 569-like. The transcript has a single exon. The record is from RefSeq and is a predicted model, not a curated record. Lineage: Eukaryota; Metazoa; Arthropoda; Insecta; Hymenoptera; Apidae. Bases 925 to 1380 code for a protein of 151 amino acids.